This is a messenger RNA of Humulus lupulus (European hop), 1617 nucleotides long. RefSeq lists its product as uncharacterized. NCBI's taxonomy places the organism in Eukaryota, Viridiplantae, Streptophyta, Magnoliopsida, Rosales, Cannabaceae. Bases 50 to 772 code for a protein of 240 amino acids. The transcript has 3 exons. The record is from RefSeq and is a predicted model, not a curated record.
UCGAUGGGUGGACAAGAACACCAAGGGAAAGAAAGUGCCUCAUAAAGUGAUGCGUUAUUUUCCUUUAACCCCUAGGUUAAUGCGAAAAUAUGCAUCGAGGCACAUUGCUCAACAUAUGAGAUGGCAUCACGAGCAACGUAUAAAAGAAGAUGGUGUAUUGCGUCAUCCUGCUGAUGGGAAAGCUUGGAAGGACUUUGACCGAAAUAAUCCAACAUUUGCAAUGGAACCCAGGAAUGUGCGUCUUGGAUUGGCUGCAGAUGGAUUCAAUCCCUUUGGUAAUAUGAGUCUGUCUUAUAGUAUGUGGCCGGUAGUGUUGACGACAUAUAACUUGCCACCAUGGUUGUGCAUGAGAGAAACUAAUUUCAUGUUGAGUUUAUUAAUUCCGGGACCUCAUUCGCCAGGAAAAGAUUUUGAUGUUUUCUUAAGACCAUUGAUUGAUGAGUUAAAAGAAUUAUGGGUGACUGGUGUACAGACUCGAGAUGCAGUCGAUGGCAGUUUCUUCACUCUUCGGGCAGCUUUGAUGUGGACUAUAAACGAUUACCCAGCAAGGAGUAGCCUUUCUGGAUGGACUGCUCAAGCGCCUCCAAGUAAACGUGGACGCCAUAAGGGAUUGAACACGCGGGAAAAGAGGGAACAGUUGGGGCGUCCUCUCCCUCUCGAGUGGGAUGUGCGGGGGAGAACAUAUAAAGAGAUCGGAGAGUACAGCUCAAAUUUCUCAAGAGAGCUCGGAUUACUUGUUCGACAGUACACAGAUCCGGACUGUCCUCAAUAGUCAAAAGUACCAAAUGCCUCGAAAGAAAGAAUACUUGCACAUUUGGAAGUAAGUAGUUUAUGUAUUUUUAUGUUAAUUCUCAUUUUAUGUUAUAUAUGAUAUUUACUAAUAAAUGUUUGUAAAUUAGGAUGAUUUGUUUGAUAUUGGGCGUACUAGAUAUGGAGAAGGGCAUAUGCCUGGGAUCUUGAGAGGCAUUGAUACUUCGUGUGCUAAAAAGUAUUAUGACUGGAAGUACGAUAUUAAAGAGCAUUUAACGAUUAAUGGGCCACAAAAUCGUUAUGGUGGUUGCACGGAUACGCAGUGGCAAAAAGCAAUUGAUUUUUUCCGACGCCCAGAAAUUACGGUAUUAAUUUCUUGCUAAACUUAACUAUCUUAAUUAAAUAUAUUACUAACGAUAACUUUUUGCAGAAACGUUCUGUGGUCAACAAGGAAAAUAGAAAGAAACUGAAAGAGCUUAGCUAUGGAGGUUCUCAGUCAAUCCCAGCCUUACGCUAUAAAAAGGAGGAAUUGCGUGCAUACCGCGACACACAGCAGACACAGGCAACUGAUACUGAGAGUUCCACACCAGUUUCGAGUGCGCCUGAAGAUGAAGACAUAUCUUUGGUACAAAAUGUCUUCGGAAAACGACGGGGCCACCAGAAAGGAUAUAGACGUAUCCUUAACAUAAGGGACCGAACUCCAUUUGAUUUUCGUCCUUCGCAAACUAGAGAUGAAGAGUUGUCUGAGAUGAGAGAGUGUCUUCGACAGUUAGAGGAGCAUGUCCGGACUCAUUGUAUCACCCCGGGAUCUCAAUCUGCCCCACCACCACCCGAUGAUCCCGAUGUUGGAGCACCGACUCAGUAGGA